AUGCCGCCGCAUGGUGCGCACAGAGUAAAUAGCAUUGAAGGGGCAGAAGCUGAAGACUUGGUGGUUAGUGUUGAUGAGAUUCAGACUUCUUUGCUAGUUGUCAAGGGCCGUUUACUGAAUGGGGGUGUCUACCCGGGCUGUGAUGAGGGCUGUAUUGGUUGUGAUGAAUCUGAGAAUGGGUGUGAACGGUUGAGGGCCGGUAUCCAGGGUUUGAUGGAUGAGGGUUGUCUGCAAUUCAGUCGGGCUGACAGAGAUCGCGGGUCAGUGUCAACUGUCACUAUCUUUUUCAAACCGUCUGAAGGACGUGGUCCGAGGGCUGUUGGUGCGCCUACAACAAGUGGUACUCCUGUUACCAUCUUUGCACCUGUAACUGGUGUUAUAGUAACCGCCAGGAAUCCAACAACCAAUGUUGCUCCGGCCAGAAGGGCUAUUGAUACUCGGGUUGUGCCAUGGAAAUAUGAUAACGCGUAUCGCAGUAAUCGGAGGGCUGAGAAUCAGACGAGGCCGGUAAAUCAGUCGCCUGUGAUAAUUGUUGUGCCCAGUAGAAAUCCUGCGGUGGUGAGUCCCGUUGUGGACAAUGUUGGUGGACCAGGAGGUUUUACUCGAAGUGGACGUUUGUUUGCUCCGCAACCGUUAAGAGACAACAAUGCCGAGGCUCUCGCCAAGGCUAAGGGAACACAAUUUCAUAACAGGAUAAUUAGUAGAUCAUCGACGGACACAAAAGACAUUAAUCUUGAUAGUGUGCCCAUUGAAAAUGAUAAUCUUAAUAGUGUGCCCAUUGAAAAUGAUAAUCUUGAUAGUGUGCCAAUUGUUGAUGAAGUUAAUAAUGAUGAUGAUGAUGAUAAUGUUGAUUAUGAUAUAUUUGAUCCAAGAAAUUGGGAUCGUCUUCAACCUAAACUGAUUGAUUUAUUAGUUGUGAAAGGUCCUAAAAGAGAUCAUUCUAUUGUGAAGGGUCCUAUAGAUAGUUUGAAUAGAAGUUUUACGGCUAAUUUGUAUACUAGAGCUUUAGCAAAUGGAGAGGGUUAUAGUGAUUGGGUACAUGUUGGUGAAAGAAUUAAAGAGCACGAGUUAGGUAUGGAACAUGUUAAAAAUAUGACUACUUGGUAUGAGUAUCGCAAAAGGCUGCAAAUAUUUCAAACUAUUGAAAAAACAACUCAAAGAUUAAUUGAGAAAGAAAAGGAUCACUGGAAAAAUAUUUUAAAAAGAGUUAUUUCAAUAGUGAAAUUUCUUGCUAAACAUAAUUUAGACUUUCGUGGUUCUAAGGAGAAAUUGUACGAAGAUAGCAAUGGAAACUUUUUGGGUUUGAUUGAAAUGUUAGCUGAAUUUGACUCAAUCAUCCAAGAACAUGUUAGAUGUGUUACAACUCAAAAAGUUCAUAUUCAUUAUCUUGGGCAUAACAUACAGAAUGAGUUGAUUUCAUUGCUUAGUUCUGCGAUUAAAAUUGAAAUCAUUAGAAAAAUCAAACAGGCAAAGUAUUUUUCAGUGAUACUCGAUUGUACUCCUGAUGUUAGUCACCAAGAGCAGAUGUCUUUGAUAAUAAGAUAUGUGUAUAUUUCUUCAGCUUCUGUUAGUAUUGAGGAAUCAUUUUUAGGAUUUUUGAAUGUGAAUGAUACAAGUGGUCAGGGGCUUUUUGAUGUUUUACAAAAUGAAUUGAAAGAACUUGGUCUCGACCUAUUUGACGUGAGAGGGCAAGGUUAUGAUAAUGGGUCCAAUAUGAAAGGAAAACACCAAGGUGUGCAAAAUAGUUUUUUAGGCAUAAAUCCGAGAGCCUUUUAUACUCCUUGUGGUUGUCAUAGUCUUAAUUUGGCAUUAUGUGAUAUGGCUAACUCUUGUAUUAAAGCUAGGAAUUUUUUUGGAGUUGUUCAACAUAUUUAUACAAUUUUUGCCAAUUCUACUAAGAGAUGGCAGAUUUUGAAAGAUAAUGUAAAAGGGUUGACUCCAAAAUCAUUGUCAUCCACUCGUUGGGAGAGUCGUGUAGAAAGUGUCAAAGCUAUAAGAACUCAAAUGUUAGAAUUUACAGAAGCUUUGCUUGAAGUGUCAGAAAAUGAUCUUGAUCCUAAAAUACAAAAUGAAGCUAAAUCCUUAGCAACAAAUGAGCUUGGUGAUUUUGAGUUUUUGAUGGCUAUAAUUAUUUGGUUUGAAAUAUUAUCUGCAAUUAAUUUUGUUAACAAGCUUUUACAGGAAAAGGAUAUGCUUAUUGAUGUUGCUAUGCAAAAAAUUAAGGGGUUGAUUUCGUAUUUUGAGGGAUAUAGAGAAAUAGGUUUUUAUAAGGUAUUGAUUAACGCUAAGGAAAUUGCGGUGGAAUUGAAUAUUGUCCCAAUAUUUCCUCAAAGGCGUAUAAUUAAAAGAAAAAGGCAAUUUGAUGAGAAUUUGAAUAUCUCAUCAGUCGAGCUAUCAAAAGAAGAAUCAUCCAGGGUUAAUUAUUUUCUUUACCUUGUUGAUCAAGCUAUUGUUUCACUUAAUAAGAGGUUUGAGCAAUACCAAGAGUAUGAAAGUAUUUUUGGUUUCUUGUUUACUUCUCACAAGUUACAAUCAUUAGAUAAUGCAACUUUGAAGUCUUGUUGUACUAACUUUGAGCAGACAUUGAAACAUAAUGAGCAAUCUGAUAUUGAUGGGAAUGAAUUUUUUGCAGAGUUGAAGUUACUAAGAGAAAUGUUGCCUGAAGAAACCAUAAGACCUACUGAUAUAUUAUUAUUUUUAAAAGGCUUGAAUUGUUUUCCUAAUACAGUUAUUGCAUAUAGAAUCUUAUUGACUAUUCCUUUGACAGUUGCUUCUGCAGAAAGAAGUUUUUCAAAAUUGAAGUUGUUAAAGACUUACUUGCGGUCUACCAUGUCACAAGAAAGGCUUAAUGGAUUGACAUUAAUAACUAUUGAAAAUGAUAUUUUGGAGACAAUAAAAUAUGAAGACUUAGUUGACGAUUUUGCUUCAAAAAAUGUUCGUAGGAAGGCUCUUUUUAUGUAG
Lathyrus oleraceus (garden pea) is the source of this 2961-nucleotide messenger RNA. RefSeq lists its product as uncharacterized. NCBI's taxonomy places the organism in Eukaryota, Viridiplantae, Streptophyta, Magnoliopsida, Fabales, Fabaceae. The coding region runs from base 1 to 2961 and encodes 986 amino acids. The transcript is spliced from 5 exons. Gene Ontology annotation, molecular function: protein dimerization activity. The record is from RefSeq and is a predicted model, not a curated record.